Nycticebus coucang (slow loris) is the source of this 1751-nucleotide messenger RNA. Its product is annotated as cytochrome P450 4F11-like. The coding region runs from base 103 to 1677 and encodes 524 amino acids. The transcript is spliced from 13 exons. NCBI's taxonomy places the organism in Eukaryota, Metazoa, Chordata, Mammalia, Primates, Lorisidae. The record is from RefSeq and is a predicted model, not a curated record. Gene Ontology annotation, molecular function: monooxygenase activity; heme binding; iron ion binding.
AGCCCAGUCUCCCUCAGCCUUUCCUAGAGCGGGGGCCAGGGACAAAGAUCUCCCAGCAGAGGGAAAGAGACGGUUGUGUGGACAAACUCUCCUGAAAGAAGGAUGCCGCAGCUGAGCCUGGCCUGGCUGGGACUGGGGCCGGUAGCAACCUCCCCGUGGCUGCUGCUGCUGGUGGUCUGGUCCUCAUGGCUCCUGGCCCGCAUCCUGGCCUGGACCUACUCCUUCUACGACAACUGUCGCCGCCUCCGCUGUUUCCCACAACCUCCAAAACUAAACUGGUUUUGGGGUCACCAGGGCCUGAUUUCCCCCACAGAGGAGAGUUUGAGAGAAAGGAUUGAGCUGGUGGCCAUCUACCCCCAGGGCUUUAAACUCUGGGUGGGACCCAUCCUCCCCCUCAUCAAUUUGUGUCACCCGGACAUCCUGCGACCUGUCCUCAAUGCCUCAGCUGCCAUCACACCCAAGGAUAACAAUUUCUAUGGCUUCCUGAAACCAUGGCUGGGGGAUGGGCUCCUGCUGAGUGGUGGUGACAAGUGGAGCCAACAUCGUCGCAUGCUGACACCUGCCUUCCAUUUCAACAUCCUGAAGCCCUAUGUAAAGAUUUUCAAUAGGAGCGUAAACAUAAUGCAUGUCAAGUGGCAGGGCCUGGCUUUGGAGGGCAGGGCCCAUCUGGACAUGUUUCACCACAUCAGCCUCAUGACCUUGGACAGUCUGCAGAAAUGCAUCUUCGGCUUUGACGGCAAUUGUCAGGAAAAGCCCAGUGAAUAUAUUGCCACCAUCUUGGAGCUCAGUUCACUUGUAGAAAAAAGGAACCAGCAGGUCCUCUUGUUCAUGGACUUCCUGUACUAUCUCACUUCUGAUGGGCGGCGCUUCCGCAAGGCCUGUAGGCUGGUGCACGACUUCACAGACGCCAUCAUACAGGAGCGACGCUGCACCCUCCCCAGUCAGGGUAUUGAUGACUUCCUUCAGGCCAAAGCCAAGACCAAGACUUUGGACUUCAUUGAUGUGCUCCUGCUGGCCAAGGAUGAAGAUGGGAAGGAGUUGUCAGAUGAGGACAUAAGAGCAGAAGCUGACACCUUCAUGUUUGAGGGCCAUGAUACCACAGCUAGUGGUCUCUCCUGGGUGCUGUAUAACCUUGCAAGACACCCAGAAUAUCAGGAGCGCUGCCGGCAGGAGGUGCAAGAGCUUCUGAAGGACCGUGAGCCUGAAGAGAUAGAAUGGGACGACCUGGCCCAGCUGCCCUUCCUGACCAUGUGCAUUAAGGAGAGUCUGCGGCUGCAUCCUCCAGUUCCAUUGGUCUCCCGUCACUGUACCCAGGACAUUGAGCUCCCAGAUGGCCGAGUCAUCCCCAAAGGUGUCAUCUGCCUCAUCAAUAUUUUAGGAACCCAUCACAACCCAACUGUGUGGUCGGACCCAGAGGUCUAUGACCCCUCCCGCUUUGACCCAGACAAAGUCAAGGAGAGGUCACCUCUGGCUUUUAUCCCCUUUUCCGCAGGGCCCAGGAACUGCAUCGGGCAGGCGUUCGCCAUGGCCGAGAUGAAGGUGGUCCUGGCGCUCACGCUGCUGCGCUUUCGCGUCUUGCCGGACCACGCGGAACCCCGCAGGCAGCCUGAGCUGAUUCUGCGCGCGGAGGGCGGCCUUUGGCUGCGCGUAGAGCCGCUGAAGGCGGGCGGACAGUGACCCGCCACCCCACCCUCCACCCCACCCUCCUACCUUUGCAGGUUCCUGGGAAUAAAACUCUGCAGUCUCCUCUG